Molecule: messenger RNA, 612 nt
Organism: Pieris macdunnoughi
Lineage: Eukaryota; Metazoa; Arthropoda; Insecta; Lepidoptera; Pieridae
Source: the annotation of a GenBank genome assembly
AUGGAUGCAAGAAAACUAUCCACUGCGGGCGAUAGUCUCUAUCUAAUAUUACAAGUCCCUAAAACCGCAACGGCAGAUGAUGUCAAGAAAAGCUAUCGGAAAUUAGCACUUAAAUAUCACCCGGACAAAAAUCCUAACAACCCUGAAGCAUCUGAAAAGUUUAAAGAAGUAAAUAGGGCCAAUACGAUCUUAAGUGACGCUACCAAAAGAAAUAUAUAUGAUAACUAUGGCUCUCUCGGUCUCUACAUUGCCGAGCAAUUUGGGGAAGAAAAUGUCAACGCCUAUUUCGUCGUCACAAGUACAUGGUGCAAAGCAUUAUGUGUCGUGUGUGGUAUAUUGACUGGUUGUUACUUUUGCUGCUGUUUGUGUUGCUGCUGUAACUGCUGCUGUGGCAAGUGCAAACCUCGUCCACCAGAAGAGUCUGGAGACUACCACACGCUGGAGCGAGAUGACUCAGAUGGAGUGCAGCCAGUAACUUCACAACCGGGACCUGAACGCCGUCCCACGGGUGACCAGGCACCACCUAUAGUGCUGCCUGCGCCAUCGGCUCCUGGGGUCUCGGAAAAUACUGGCCUCAAUACAGGUGGGGUAAAUUACGGCAUUUCACACUAA